Peronospora matthiolae is the source of this 1410-nucleotide messenger RNA. NCBI's taxonomy places the organism in Eukaryota, Oomycota, Peronosporomycetes, Peronosporales, Peronosporaceae. The record is from the annotation of a GenBank genome assembly.
AUGGAGCGCGUGUACUCGGCGUUUUUCACGUCCGAGCGACGUCCCGAGGCGCGGGAGCUCACGGCAGCAGCCCUCGCACUUCAUAACGAGAGCCAAGAUAAGCCCUCGGACGUACCGCAGCGCGUGUGUUCGAGCGACCGCGACCGUCGACGUCGUGAUGGGGACAAGAGACAGGCGGAAUCGGUUACCGAAAUUCUGCGACAUGCGACCGCCGGCCGCCAAGAGCUCCACAAUGUGACGACCGACUGGAAACAGCUUUUUCCAAAGGAUCUUGAAGCCGCGGGUCAAGCAGCAGCCCGAGCUUUUGUCUUGGCGUACGGAGCCAAAGCGUUCACUGCUGUGCUGCUGGCGUCACGCAAGUGGAGCAGUCUCGAGUAUGGCUACGCCGACGCAGCGAGGCUCUUGUUGAGGCGCGAUACGCUCCGAUUUGGGGCUUUUUUCGGGACGUUAGUGGGGACGUUUCGCAUCACGGAACUUGCAGCACGAGCAGCUCGAGGUGGACGGAAAGAUGCAGUGAAUUUGGCUAUUGCAGGUGCAGUCUCUGGCUCGGCCUUGUUGCUGGAUUCCCCUGCGAGACGGAAGACUGUGUCGCUGUACAUGUUUGUACGCAUGGUGGACGUCGUGUGUCGCCACUUGACGUCCAUUGGUGUCUUGCCGACGUGGCGGUACUCGUCGGAGAUGCUUUUUGCCAUGAGCAAUGCGGCCAUCAUGUAUGCUUUCGUGGUGGACCCGAGUUUGUUACCUGAGAACUAUUACCAAUGGAUCUGUCGGAUUGGCGCUGUCACUCAUCAUGGCUUGGAUUACACUUUGCGUCAGCGUAUGCGUGGUCAGCUAGACGCCCGUGGAAAGCCGUUGCCAUUUCGUCUGUGCCAACCUCACUAUCACAUGGAGUCCUGUGUGACGCACGCAGCCAAGGAAUGGAUCAACGGCUUGGGGAGGUCGAUGCAGGUCUACCUCCCUGUACAUUUUCUUCCCGCUAUGAUUUUUCGCUUUCAGCAGCUCCGAGGCGCUCCAGCUUGCACAACCGCUCGCAUCUCCUACGCAGCACUGUGCUCUUCGGCGUUUCUUACGUCGUAUCAGACGGUGGCGAAGUUGGUGAUUUGCAUGGCUCGCAGUACUUUACACCGAGACGAAACUACCACCAUGCUGGCUGCUGGAGUUGCGACGGGCGGCGCUUUGUUCUUUGAGCACACCAAGCGCCGUUUCGAGCUCAUGCUGUACUGCCUGCCACGCGCAAUCGACAUUGUGUGGCAAGUAUUGAAGCGUCGAGGUAUUGUGCGCUAUGUGAAGCACAGUGAAGUGGUCAUGUUUUGCGUCUCGAUGUCGCUGAUCAUGUCAAGCCCGGCACGCUAUUUUAAGCCAACGUACCUUCAGAUUCUACGAUUUAUAUUCGGCGGCGACAUUAUUUGA